Callorhinchus milii (elephant shark) is the source of this 1563-nucleotide messenger RNA. RefSeq lists its product as uncharacterized. Bases 1 to 1200 code for a protein of 399 amino acids. The transcript has 5 exons. Gene Ontology annotation, cellular component: cytoplasm. NCBI's taxonomy places the organism in Eukaryota, Metazoa, Chordata, Chondrichthyes, Chimaeriformes, Callorhinchidae. The record is from RefSeq and is a predicted model, not a curated record.
AUGAGAUGGGGCAGUGAUCGGUGUCGUCAUUUCGUCAUCCAACAGUUGAGGAAUGGAAGGUAUCUUGUUGCUGGUGGCUCUCAGUCUCACGAGAGUCUAACAGCCUUGAUAAACUACUACAAGAUUGAGACCAUUCAGCCGUUUGGCGAAGUCCUCACAGAAUCCUGCAGACAGUAUAACAGCAACGACCUGUAUGACCAGAUUGCUAUCAGUCCUUCAAAGAACUUGUAUUCAGGAGACUUAGAUUGCAAAAGCAAUGCAGUCCGAAGACAAGCAUAUCAAAGUCACGCACAGACUGAGGAAGGUCACCGAAAACCACCUGCAGUCCCUCCAAAAACUAAGAAGAGACUGCCAGAGAGAAGACUGAAUCAUUCAUUGGAAAGCAUGCCCUCCAACAGUGAGGAUUCUGAUAUCGCACCACCUUUGCCAACUAGAACAAACCUGGCCUUUGAGGUAGAUGUUCAAGACCAAUUUAUGUUCACAUCCGUUAAACCCCAAACCAAGGAAAAGCCACUGAAAUCAAGGUCGACUGAAGAUAUCCCAUUCAAAGAAACUUUAAGAAAUCCUCUCUACAGCGGAGAAACAAACACCAGAAAUCAAUCUUUCAACAAGAAAAUGAACCCGCAGUCACAGGUGAAAAGCAGUAUAAUUCCGAACACCCAGCCAAUAUAUAGUCAAGCAUUUGAGCCAAAACAAAUCAAAUCGGCAUCAGUUUGUGUGUACUCUGAGCUGGACUUGAAACAUUGCAGAAGUAUUUCAGCGCCCACCGAAGUCGAAAACAAUUAUGCCACAAUCUCACCCCCUGUUGAACACAUGAGACAUCCCCUGGAACGCAAGCAUCUGAGUUUGGGGACGCCACCAACCACACCACCUCGCUUGUCUCCCAUCUUAAAUAACAGAGCCAGAUCUUCCCCACCUCCUGAAUCAACACUACCACAGAAACAUGGAGUGAACCAGCAGCUUCUGCAUAAUUUUCAACCUGUUUUACAUCGACAUCCUGGUCACUUUGAUGAUCCAGUGUAUGCAAAGGAGCCAAAUGAAGUGCUUUAUGCAACAUCCCUUGGUGUGACACACCAGAAGAAAUAUAACACAUAUGAACAGAUUCCUGAGGGAUUCUCAAAGCAUUUUCAGGCAAAGGCAACGACUGCUGACAAGGAUGAAAAAUGGAAAAGAUGCUUUCAAGAUCGAAAACACAAAUGAAAGAAGAAAACUGCUGCAUGCAUCACAUUCCUGAGAUAAGCUUGUGGCAUUGUGAAUUAUGCGGCCACCUGUGAUGUAUCUUCUACAACCCAUUGGUCUCCGGGAAAUUUCCCCGAUGAACACAACACUAUGCUGGAAAUGAAUCCAGUGCUUUAAAGACUUUUACAUAUGGACAUCUCUCCGUGGCUCUACUCUAGUCUACUGUUUCAUCUGAUGGUAGCUUUUAAUUCCUUUGUGUCUUUUAUAAAAAUGUAUCACUAAUUAGAAUACACACCACUAGCCAAUAUUUUAUCAAUUUUCUAUUCUUAACGUAUAGAGAUUAUAUUAGGCCCUCUAAAACUUCAGUCUGGUUUGGAUACUCUA